Messenger RNA from Saccharomycopsis crataegensis, 729 nucleotides. It is a transcript of the gene MRPS17, whose product is annotated as mitochondrial 37S ribosomal protein uS17m MRPS17. Gene Ontology annotation, molecular function: structural constituent of ribosome. The coding region runs from base 1 to 729 and encodes 242 amino acids. The record is from RefSeq and is a predicted model, not a curated record. The transcript has a single exon. Gene Ontology annotation, biological process: translation. Gene Ontology annotation, cellular component: mitochondrion; ribosome. Lineage: Eukaryota; Fungi; Ascomycota; Saccharomycetes; Ascoideales; Saccharomycopsidaceae.
AUGCCUCGUCAGAACUUUGUGGGGAUCGUGGUGUCCCAAGGGAAGAUGCAGAAGACCAUCAAGGUCCGUGUCCAGCAGGGGGAAUUCAACAAACUUAUCAACAAACGACUUUUGGGGCGUAAGGAUUACUUGGUCCACGAUGAAGGAGAGAUUUGCAGAGAGGGGGAUAUGGUGAGAAUUGAAGCCACUAGACCAUUGUCUCGUCAUAAAUCGUUUGCCGUGGCCGACAUCCUCAAGAAUAAGGGUCAACAAUACGCGCAGUUCCAGAGAGAUGCCAAAACCAUUGUGGCACAAGAAGAAGCGGCAAAGACUAGAGAGUUUUUGGAAAAAAGAGGAGAAUAUAAUAGCAAUGUGGUAAAUAAAUCGGGGAUGAUCAACGAUAUGUUAUUUUUGGAUAAAGUGAGCUCGAAUCCUGAGGCUAGUGCUGAAGAUUUGCAGAAGCAGCUGGACUUGAUGAAGAAGUACAAUCUUUCUAGUUGGCCAACCACCAAAAUGUUUGAUUUGGACGUGCAAGUGUUGAGAGCACAAAUACAAAAAGUACAAGAGCAAGUGGAACAACACGAUGAAAACAAUAGUAAAGUGAGUGAUAAAGUGAGUGAGAUUCUCGGUGAUGAAGGGAAGUUGACGGCGAUUUUUGAGAAAUUGGGCCGUGGUAACCCAGAUAAAUUAAAGGCCAAUGUGCGUAAGAACUUGGUGAGAAAGUAUGUGAUUAAUGAAUUGGGGUUGUAA